Molecule: messenger RNA, 2928 nt
Organism: Venustampulla echinocandica
Lineage: Eukaryota; Fungi; Ascomycota; Leotiomycetes; Helotiales; Pleuroascaceae
Exons: 6
Coding region: 1-2928 (975 amino acids)
Source: RefSeq, a predicted model, not a curated record
AUGGCACACGUCAUUGAGUUGUCUUCUCCCCCAUCAAGCUCGGAGUCCGAAACCCCCGACAUAGACAUCGAUGAACUUAAAGAUGAGAUUUCCCAAUGUCUGAGUUCUGUCAAAGGUGCUAGUACAUUCGCCCUUUUCGAGACAUUGUCUGGCUCACCAAACCCUGGACUGUAUCUGAAGAACGGCGGCGUAGUUGGUCUUCCUCUGUCGGAUCGCGAUGCAGAGGCAAUUAUUGCCGCCAGCCAUGAAGCACCUUUCGGAAAAGGGGAACAGACCGUUGUCGACAAGAGUGUCCGAAAGACGUGGGAACUAUCCCCGCCUGAUUUCGAACUCAGGAAUCCAGCUUGGGGAAGGUUCAUUGAAUCUAUUGUGGCAAAAGUAAGUGCCGGCCUAGGUGUUGAUGAGGCUGACAAGGAAGUAUCGGCGCAGCUAUACAAGAUGUUGCUUUAUGAUGAGGGAGCAAUGUUUAAGCCACAUCAAGAUUCCGAGAAGGCUCCUGGAAUGUUCGCUACCUUGGUCAUUACCCUUCCAUCGAACAUGAAGGAGGUGAGGUCAGGGUCUCCCAUGCAGGAGAAACAAAGAUCUUUGAGACGUCCAAAUAUUCGGAUUAUGAAUCAUCAUUUCUGGCCUGAUGUCACCCAUGAAGUCAAGCCUGUCCUUUCAGGCCACCGGCUUGUGCUCACGUAUAAUCUUGUCCAUGAGACUCUAGACCCAAAAGAAUUAACUGCAAGCUCUGCCAGGUCGGUUUCCACGCUGAAGGCUCUAUUAUCACAAUGGAACAAGAAGCUUGGAAAAACUCCAGAGUUUGAUACAGCGUACGCGUUUCUAUUUGAGCAUCAAUAUACAGACGCUAGCCUUCGCUUCAAUGGCUUGAAAGGACAUGACCAAGGUGUUGCAUCCUGUAUCCGCCGAGCAUGCGACGAGUCUGGGUUUUACUUCUAUCUUGCUAAGCUGAAAAGAACUGUUACGGGCGGUUGCGACGGGUAUUACGACGAUGAUUCUGUAUCAUUCCAUGAACUAACUGAAGAAUACGAAAAAUCAAUCUCUCUUCUCAGAGUUAUUGACUCUAAUGGAACUGAGGUUGCAAAGAAUAUGACUGUUGACCACGAUGGUUUUCUGCACGAAGAAUUUUUUGAAGAUAUAGAUCCAGAUGACGAGGAUUAUUCUGGCUACACUGGUAAUGAAGGUGUCUCUGCUACGCACUUCUAUCAUCGAACGAUAGCAAUACUUAUGCCGAAAACGCAUCGCAUCGACUUCUUUCUCAAUCCUUCAUCCCCCAGAACCUCCAGAUAUAAAUAUAUUUACGACGAGAGGUUGAGAGAAUACGCAACCCGGAUUUUGCAAUGGUUUGAACAAUUAACAAAUCACAUGUCCGACAAUCCUAGAGAUAUGGGAGUCCGCCAAGAUCUUGAAAGUGUUUGCAGGAUGGUGAUACUCGAAUCAGGCAAAUUGAGGAUUGAAGCUGUAUCCAACCCAACAGUGGCAUGGGGAAGGAAACCGAAUGGGUUUUCUGAUGAGGUUCUGGCAUGUGCCACCAAUACAUCUAUUGCUCUGGACAACAUGUCUCUAUUCUGCGAGACUUUUCGCUUUUGGCCCCAGGAGCCGUCUUCUUCGAUGCUACGAGGGGUGGGUAAAGCGCUCGUACGCUAUAAUCUAGAAUCACUUCUUCCAACUAUUUCUGAACGACUUUCAGCAAUAGGCAAGUUAUCAAACCGGAUGGAAAUGAUCCUCGCACUACAAACAGGCUACAUCACAGAGGCGGAACUCUUAUCAAAGCCAGUUACUGUCGCCCAAGACUGGGCGAAGUCCCAGAUGGAUACUGCCCUAAAUUCCGCACAAAUUUCAACAGCUGAGGAUGGAGCCAUGUUGUCGAAUCUCUGCAAGACAGGCUCAUCUGAAGUUAUAUUUAACAAGAUACUGCCAGCCGUCAAAAAGAACACAUGCCAUAACCCUAUGGCCAUGGCAUUCCUCGCAGGCGUCAUCAGUGCUGGCCUCAGUGGCGAGAUUGAAGCACGUGUUUCUCAGACCCUUUUCAAGAAUGUAGUCUCUGACCUCGCAAGUAAUUUCAACCUGACCCCCAUCUUGCACUCACAAACAAAUAAGAUGAUAAAGAUCUACGGUUUUGGUGCUCGAGCUCCCGGUUCACUAGCUGCUACGGAUGAUGGUAGCGAAAUCGUACAAAGCGUUGUCACCUUGAUUUGGAACUGUUUUGCCCUCGAUUGUCAAUGGGAGCUUGGUCAGAUCCUUGGAAAGUUAGUCUCUGCAUCCUCAAACCAACCAGCCGAAAAUUUUGAUACCAUCUUCAUACCGCUCCUUCAGCAAUUGAGCCGUAGUCUUCAUGACAAAAACAUAUCAGUCCAAGGAACCUCAUUUAAAGGAUUUUUCCAAGACUUGCUACGCAGCUACGUUGUCAUUCACGUUGGACCUGAACCAAAACUUGCCGCCGAUUGGACGCGAUCGAGGACAAGUUGUCCUUGCCAUGACUGUUCCGAACUCAACAUAUUCUUGAUCAAUCCUCAUCAACAAGUAUGGAGAUUCCCAGUCGCCAAGAUGCGGCGGCUACAUAUCCAUAGAAUUCUCGAAACCAUGGGAGGAGGCUUUACCCACGAGACAGAGAGAAUUGGGAGUCCGCAAACACUGGUCGUCACAAAGACCCAGGCCUCGUAUCUUGCUGCCCGUCAAGCCUGGCCAAAGAGAUGUAGUAUUGCCAAAGGCUACCUCCAGAGUUUCAAUGCGAACAUACUACGAGAACUUCUUGGUGACCUGUUUGACCCUAUAAUGUCGCUCUCAGUAUCGCAGCUUUCACAGCCUCCUUUCCAAACUACUCAUAUCUCGGAGAGGCUCCCUUUUGAGUUCAGUCACGAACCCACAGACCUCGAGUCAUGUCCUCCCACCAAUUUCAAGGCGAAAGGUUCCUACUUCUACUGA